Messenger RNA from Tinamus guttatus (white-throated tinamou), 2031 nucleotides. RefSeq names its product TLR4 interactor with leucine rich repeats (gene TRIL). NCBI's taxonomy places the organism in Eukaryota, Metazoa, Chordata, Aves, Tinamiformes, Tinamidae. Gene Ontology annotation, molecular function: protein binding. The record is from RefSeq and is a predicted model, not a curated record. Gene Ontology annotation, cellular component: plasma membrane. Gene Ontology annotation, biological process: long-term memory.
CGCUCGCUGCCCCCCAGGGCCUUCGAGCGCCUGGGCCGGCUGGAGGAGCUCUACCUGGGCAACAACCUGCUGCCGGCUCUGGCGCCCGGCACCCUCAGCGCCCUGGCCAAGCUACGCGUCCUCUACGUGAACGACAACGAGAUCGGCCGCCUCAGCGCAGCCUCCUUCUCCGGCCUCGGCAGCCUGGUCAAGCUGCGCCUGGACGGCAAUGAGUUGGGCUCGCUGGGUGACUCCACUUUCUCGGGUCUGCUGAAGCUGCUGUACCUGCACCUCGAGUCCAACCGCAUCCGCUGGCUGAGUCGCGGCGCCUUCACCGGCCUGGCCAAACUGCGCUUCCUCGACCUCUCUGGGAACCAGCAGAGCUCCCUUCGGCACCCCGAUAUCUUUGGGCCGCUGCGCUCCCUCCACACGCUGCUGCUGGCCAGCAACAGCCUGCAGCAGCUGGCAGGAGGGCUCUUCCAGCACCUGCCCGGCCUCGCGAAGCUCUCGCUCAGCGGCAACCGGCUGUCCCACCUGGCUCCGGAUGCCUUUGUGGGGCUGGGUUUGCUGAAGGAGCUACGCCUGGAGGGGAACAUGCUGAGCCACCUGCCCACUGCCCUGCUGGAGCCGCUGAGCAGCCUGGAGGCGCUGGAUCUGAGCCGCAACGCGCUGACCACGCUGCACCCCGCUGCCUUCGGCCACCUCACCCGCUUGCGGGAGCUCAGCCUGCGAGACAACGCGCUGGCCACGCUGCCCGGUGAGCUCUUCGCCUCCAGCCCGGCCCUGUACCGCCUGGAGCUGGAGGGCAACGCAUGGAGCUGUGACUGCCGCCUGCGUGGCCUCAAGCGCUGGCUAGGAGCCUGGCACUCCCAGGGCCGCCUACUCACCGUCUUCGUGCAGUGCCACCUGCCGCCCGCGCUGACCGGCAAGUACCUCGACUACCUGCAAGAUGCCCAACUGCUGCCACCGCCCGACGGCAGCGCCUGCCACGACGGCGCCUCCCUCUCCUCUGCAUCCCCUCUCCCACUGGCGCAGGAACAGCUCUGGCUGCUGCCAGCUGCCGAGGGCAUUGGUGGCAACAGCAGUGGCAGCCAUGGGCUGCUGCGUGGGCCCCCGAGGGUUCCGCCAUCUGCCUCCACGGCACGCUUGCUGGGGGCACCCGAAGGAGCUGCGGUGCCGGCGGGGUCCAGCCCCACACCACCGAUGCUCGCCAGCCUGGGAGGAUCACAGGCAGUGCCACCCAGUGCAGCAUGGCCCCGGCGCGCCGGCAAGGCCCGCGCAGCCGGGGGCCCGCCGCUGGUGUCCGACCCAUGCGACUUCAACAAGCGCUUCCUGUGCAACCUCUCGGUGGAGGCGGUGAGCUCCAGCUCGGUGACGGUGCGCUGGGCCGUGCGGCCGCACCGCAGCCCCCGGUUGCUGGGCCCAGUGCGCUUCCGCCUCCUCUUCGACCGCUUCGGCGCUGCUGUCAAGUUCCAGCUCUUCGUCUACCUGCCAGAGCGCAGCGAGCCGGCGACCACGCUGCAGCGCUGGGAACAUGGCUUGGCGAAGGAGGCUGGGGAGGAGAGGAGCGCAUCACCGCGUAGGUUCUUUGCCAUCCAAGUGUCGCAGUUAUCCGUGGCGGAGACUUCCCGAUGUGCGUUCGAUGUCGCGCGGCGAGCGGCGCUGUGCACAGAAGCACCUGGGGCUCCUCCGUGGCGCUGCGGAAGGUGGAGCAGGGAAGCGCCCACAGAGUGCCCGCCGGCCUGGAGACGGGUGCAGCGCCACGACAGGCCCAGCUUGAAGGGCAGGAGGAGGGUGUAUCAGUCUCCAGGAGCAGCUGUGGAAAAGCGGGACUUCUCCUGGAAGGCGAGGGCAUGGCAAGUGCAUCUCCCGCGACGUGCUCGCACGGGGGCCCUUCCAGCGAUGCCGUGGCGGAGCGGCCCAGGCGCCGGGCUCUUCCCGUGGCCCUCACUCCGCUGCCCACCAGGGCACGCAAGCUCCGGCAACGUCAGCAAAGGCCGCAAGGCCAGUCCUCCAAAACCCGAGCGUACUUCAGCAUGGAAGGGGAUCUGA